AUGCAGCAGUCUCCUCAAAUGUUUCCGAUGACUCCUUCUAUUCCGCCUACUAAUAUCUCUACCGAGCAGAUCCAAAAGUAUCUUGAUGAGAACAAGAAGCUGAUAUUGGCGAUUAUGGAAAACCAGAACCUCGGAAAGCUUGCGGAAUGUGCAACGUAUCAAGCUCUUCUCCAGAAGAACUUAAUGUACCUCGCUGCAAUUGCUGAUGCUCAACCUCCUCCACCUACACCAGGAGCUGCACCACCACAAGCUAUGGCUUCCCAGAUGACAACACCGCAUCCUGCGAUGCAACCACCAAGCUACUUUAUGCAACACCCGCAAGCUUCAGGAAUGGCUCAACAAGCAUCACCCGCGGGUAUUUUCCCUCCAAGAGGUCCUUUGCAGUUUGGUAGCCCACACCAGCUUCAAGAUCCGCAACAUCAGCAGCAGCAGAUACAUCAACAAGCUAUGCAAGGACACAUGGGGCUUAGACAAAUGGGUAUCAAUAACAACGGGAUGCAGCAACCAGAAACCAGUCUUGGAGGAAGCAGCGCAAACGUGGGGCUUAGAGGAAGCAAGCAAGAGGGAGCAGAAGGACAAGGAAAAGAUGAUGGCAAAUGA
Molecule: messenger RNA, 600 nt
Organism: Arabis nemorensis
Lineage: Eukaryota; Viridiplantae; Streptophyta; Magnoliopsida; Brassicales; Brassicaceae
Source: the annotation of a GenBank genome assembly